AUGGCCGAUUACACAGUCGAUGGACCUCUUCAAGAAUUCCCCGAGUGGGACCUCUAUCACAUAUCUGAAUGUCUCGAGGAUCACAGUAUCAGACACUGUAUUGCUGGCGACGCAAUCAUUACGACUCUCGGCUAUCCGUUGGUCAUUUGUGACUUUUAUCUCGCGGUCGCAGAUGAACAUCUUGAAGAUGCCUUGACUGUCGUUCUUCAGCAAGGAUUUCAGGAAAUCCGAGGCCGCGAUUUCUAUGUGGAUAAGGAUGCGAUAAUUACCCCUUCAGGCUGGCCAGGACACAGACUGAAGAUGACUUCCGCAUCACCAAUAUCCCCGGCGGUUGUACUUGUUCCCUCGAGUUUCUGGCAUAUCGAACUCUCAGAACUGAGUUUAUCGACGAACACAUUCUUGCAUCCUAGUACGCGAUGUCGAUUUCCAAAGCGGUUAUUCUAUUUGGAUGCUCUGAUCGAUAUUAUUGUCGAAGCGGCAUUGAAACCUGGCGGCAACAGGCAACUGUCCAGGUACUUUAGAAUGCAGUAUCACUAUUUACUCGCCUGUCUUUCUCCAGAUACUCUCCUCAGUCUGCCGCUCGAGGAUAAAUUCUUUGUGGACUUAUAUGGCAGACUCCUUCCGCCAUCAACCCGGCAAAAAGUCUGCUUUAAUCGGCAACGGAUUCGACAGGGUUUGAUAUCUGUGGAUGAGGCAUGGAAGUCAAUCCCGAGAAAAGCCCUUCUGGCAGAUGAGAUAUGGCGCAAAUCUCGGAACCAUAGCUAG
Penicillium salamii is the source of this 765-nucleotide messenger RNA. The record is from the annotation of a GenBank genome assembly. NCBI's taxonomy places the organism in Eukaryota, Fungi, Ascomycota, Eurotiomycetes, Eurotiales, Aspergillaceae.